GAGAGGUGUUGGAACUUGGUACUCCAUUAUGACUUGGAAGUUGAAAAUAUAUAUAAUAAAAGAACAUAUUAUUACGAUAUAUGGGAACUAGGGAACGAAAGAAAAAUGUUGACAGCUUAUUAGUGUCCUCAAAAAGAGAAGUGUAGACAUAAUGAAAUUAAAACUAUAGCUAUGCUCCGAUAGAGGAAGCACAAUGAAUGUACUAUAAUAAAUAGCUUUGACUUACAUUUCAUGAGUAUACCCAUUCAUAAUUGUGUUCUUCAGUCUUUUCAGAUAAAGCCCACAAGUAUGGUCCUUGACUCCUGGGCCUUUCUUGACCUUUUUUAUGACUGGUUCGAGUCACUUUUCUUUAAUGAAGAGCAUAUGUUAACUUUUACUGUCACAAUCCAUGCACAGGCAUCUUCUUCUUCCCUGGUUUGGUUGCUUGUUGGAAAUUGUUAAAACGCUCUUUAAUUCAUUGUCGUUUACAGAACAUGUCGUUUGUCUAGUUCUGACCCUCUCACCACACCACACCACGAUACAAUCAAUAUCUUUUUCAACACUUCAUACUAAUGAGUGCUGCCUUUGUGGCUUUAGUACCCAGAACCAGGCACUACCUCACCAAACAACUAAAAAACAUCAUUGCUUCUCGAUCACUCACAAGAACUAAACUACUCCAUGCCCAGACCAUCACCCUGGGCUUGUUAUCCUCCUCCCUAAGAUCAAAUUUUGCUAAGUCUUAUGCUCUGUGUGGUCAUGUCUUGUAUACCCGCAAACUGUUCGAUGAAUUGUCUGACCGAAGCUCUUUAUUGUUUAAUACUGUCAUAAGAAUGUAUGCGCAAAAGGGUAUGUACUGUGAUGCCCUUAAAGUGUUUUCUGAAAUGAUCACUGCUGGAGAGUGUGUUCCGGAUAACUUUACGUACCCUUUUGUUGCUAAAGCAUGUGGCGAGUUGUCGUUGCUCGACGUUGGCGUUGUUGUUCAUGGACGGGCAUUGGUUGCUGGCUUUGAGUCGGACUCUUAUGUUCAAAACUCUCUUAUAGCAAUGUAUAUGAAUUGUGGGGACGUAGAAACAGCUCGAGGAAUUUUCAAGGCGAUGAAGGAGCGAACGGUGGUGUCUUGGAAUACCAUGAUUAAUGGCUACUUUCGUAAUGGGUGUGCUGAGGAGGCUUUGGUCAUCUUUGAAUGGAUGUUGAAUGAGGGGGUGGAGCCUGAUUGUGCCACUGUUGUUUCAGUGUUGCCAGCUUGUAGUUGCACAAAGAAUUUGGUGUUGGGAAGAGAGGUUCAUGCCUUUGUGGAAGAGAAGGGAUUGGAGAAGAAGAAUAUAACAACAUCCAAUGCUUUAGUGGAUAUGUAUGCAAAGUGUGGUGAAAUGGGUGAAGCAAGAUUAGUUUUUGAUAAGAUUAGUAAGAGGGAUGUUGUGACAUGGACAACUAUGAUCAAUGGCUACAUUUUAAAUGGUGAUGCAAGAAGUGGGCUGGAGCUUUUUGUACUGAUGCACAAUGAAGGGGUAAAACCCAAUGCUGUGACUAUAGCUUCUCUUCUUUCAGCUUGUACUAGUCUGUCUCUUUCAUGGCAUGGCCGGUCCUUGCACGGUUGGGCAUUGAGGCAAAAACUUGAGCGUGAUGUAAUUGUGGAGACUGCCUUGAUUGACAUGUAUGCAAAAUGUAAAUAUGUAAAUCACAGUCUUCGUGUUUUCGCACAGACUUCAAGAAAGAAAAUGGUUCCCUGGAGUGCCAUUAUCUCUGGAUUUAGUUAUAAUGGUCUUGCCAGAGAAGCAAUAGAGCUUUUCAAGCAGAUGAGAAUGGAAGCUGUACAAACACAUGAGGCAACACUAAAUGGUCUUCUUCCUGCAUACUCGAUUCUUGCAGAUUUUCGUCAAGCAAUGGACAUACAUUCUUACCUUAUACGAUCUGGUUUUCUUUCAAGCAUUGAAGUUGCCACUAGUUUGGUUGAUGUUUACUCAAAAGCUGGAAGCUUAGAAUCUGCACACAAGAUGUUUAGUGAAAUUCCCGCCAAGGAGAAGGACAUAAUCGCAUGGAGCGCGAUAAUUGCAGGCUGUGGAAUGCAUGGCCAAGGCGAAGCUGCUGUCUCACUUUUUAAUCAGAUGGUUCAAUCUGGUGUGAAACCAAAUGAAGUCACUUUCACUUCUGUUUUGCAUGCUUGCAGCCAUGCUGGGUUGGUCGAUGAAGGGCUGCACUUGUUCAAAUCUAUGUUCGAAACUAAGUUAGUGAAACCACAAACCGAUCACUACAUGUGUAUUGUGGAUCUUCUUGGUCGUUCGGGUCGAUUAGAAGAGGCUUAUGAUCUAAUCAAAAGUAUGACAUUUAUGCCUAACCAUGCUAUAUGGGGUGCAUUGCUUGGUGCUUGUGUAAUACAUGAGAAUGUUGAAAUUGGAGAGAUAGCUGCAAAGUGGUUGUUUGAGCUUGAACCAGAAAAUACAGGAAACUAUGUACUAAUGGCAAAGAUUUAUUCUGCACUAGGUAGGUGGAAGGAGGCAGAAAAUUUGAGACAAAUAAUGAGUGAGAUUGGAUUAAGAAAAUCACCAGCUCACAGUUUGAUUGAAGUUAGAAAUAUUUGAGUUGAUUUUUGGUAACUUCUUAAUAGAAUGUUUCAUGUGUAUUCCUUGUAUUUUCAUUAGGAAUGCAUAUCUUAUUUGUUUCUUGAGUUUCACAUUUGUCUACAAAAAACAAAUUCUCCCUUGUAAUGUCAUUGUUGUAUUUGAAAAACAAUAGUAAUACAGAGAAAAAGAAUACAAUAUCAGAAUUGCAUAUUACAGCUUAAAGGUUUACAUUUGUACCCUUUUUUUCCCAGCUGCACUUUACCUGAAAAGUUCUUUUCAAUUUUGACACCA
This is a messenger RNA of Humulus lupulus (European hop), 2831 nucleotides long. Its product is annotated as pentatricopeptide repeat-containing protein At5g39350. The coding region runs from base 552 to 2558 and encodes 668 amino acids. The transcript has a single exon. The record is from RefSeq and is a predicted model, not a curated record. Gene Ontology annotation, biological process: RNA modification. Lineage: Eukaryota; Viridiplantae; Streptophyta; Magnoliopsida; Rosales; Cannabaceae. Gene Ontology annotation, molecular function: protein binding; RNA binding.